This is a messenger RNA of Chironomus riparius, 7008 nucleotides long. Lineage: Eukaryota; Metazoa; Arthropoda; Insecta; Diptera; Chironomidae. The record is from the annotation of a GenBank genome assembly.
GUUUUGUUGAUUUUUCAUUCAAUAAGUUUUUAAUUAAUUUUCACCUAUUUUCUGCAAUGUUUAUCAAAAUUUUCAGUGAAUAAAAUUAAGUAAAGAUGACAUCGAAAGAGCUGUAUGUGAAGGGAGCGCGCAUUUGGAUUCCAAAUGCCGAGUUUGUAUGGGAAGGCGCUGUGCUUGAUGAGAAUUACGAUCCGAGUAAAAUAUCGAUUAAAUUAACGACCGACAAAGGCGAUAAGCGUGAAAUUAAAGUUAAAAAUGAGAAGGAAUUGCCGCAUUUGAGAAAUCCAACUAUUCUCAUCGGUCAAGAUGAUUUAACAGCACUCUCUUAUCUCCAUGAGCCAGAUGUGCUGUACAACUUGGAAGUUCGCUUUAAAGAACGUCAAACAAUUUAUACUUAUUGUGGGAUUGUAUUAGUUGCUAUAAAUCCAUAUUAUGAACUUCCAAUCUAUGGACCUGACAUCAUUCAAGCAUAUCGUGGACAUACAAUGGGCGAAAUGGAACCACACGUCUUUGCCGUGUCUGAAGAAGCUUAUGCUAAAUUGGAACGUGAAAAAAGUAACAUUAGUAUUAUUGUGAGUGGAGAAUCAGGCGCCGGUAAAACUGUAUCAGCAAAAUAUGCUAUGAGAUAUUUCGCAGCAGUCGGUGGAAGUGAGUCGGAAACGCAAAUUGAACGAAAAGUCCUUGCAUCGAGUCCUAUAAUGGAGGCUAUUGGGAAUGCAAAAACGACAAGGAAUGAUAAUAGCUCGAGAUUUGGCAAAUUCACAAAAUUGUUAUUUAACAAUAACAUCUCAAUGAUGUCACUGACUGGUGCCACAAUGCAGACAUAUCUCCUUGAAAAAUCUCGUGUUGUAUUUCAAGCGCCGGAUGAACGAAAUUAUCAUAUUUUCUAUCAGCUUUGUGCUGGUCGUUCAAAAUAUCCUGAACUGAUGCUCGAUCAUCCUGACAAGUUUAGAUUUUUAAAUCAAGGCUGUGCUCCCGUUAUUCCACGAGUAUCUGAUGCUAAUGAAUUUGAUGACACAUUAAAGUCAUUAACAACAUUAGAAUUCUCAAAUGAUGAAAUUAACAACAUAAUUAGAAUUAUUGCUGGAAUCUUACAUUUAGGAAAUAUUAACAUAACAUCCGUUGAUCAAGAGUCAUCGGCAAUAGAACCAAAUGAUUUAUCACUUAAUAUACUCUCCGAUAUAUUAAAACUCAAGAAGGAUAAUCUUUCUCGAUGGCUCACAACUCGUCAAAUUGAGUCUAUUAAUGACACUGUCUUAAUUCCAAUGAAUAAAGACCAAGCAGAGGCUGCACGAGAGGCUCUUGCCAAACACAUUUACUCCAAAGUAUUCCAAUAUAUCGUAAAGACAAUAAACAGAAAUUUAAUUAACACCAAGCAGGAAGAUAACUUUAUUGGCGUUCUCGACAUUUAUGGAUUCGAAACGUUCGAAAUUAACUCAUUUGAGCAGUUUUGCAUAAAUUAUGCCAAUGAGAAACUGCAGCAACAAUUCAAUUCACAUGUAUUUAAAUUGGAACAAGAAGUUUACCUGAAAGAAGGAAUUGUUUGGAACAUGAUUGACUUCUAUGAUAAUCAGCCAUGCAUCGAUCUGAUUGAGUCAAAAUUGGGAGUUUUGGAUUUGCUGGACGAAGAGUGUCGAAUGCCCAACGGCUCUGAUAAUUCCUGGGUUGGAAAGUUGAAUGAAAAAUGUUCAAAAUAUAAGCAUUAUGAAAAGGCUCGAUUCGGUACUUCGUCGUUCUUAGUAAAGCAUUUCUCUGACACUGUGCAGUAUGAAUGUGCUGGAUUUCUCGAGAAAAAUCGAGAUACUGUCUCGAAGGAACUUGUUAAUGUAAUUCAACAAUCAGACAUGGAAUUCUGUCGUCAUUUAAUCCUUUUUGAUGAGAAGGAUGAUAAGAAUAAUGAGAAAAGCAAGUCAGCAACUCUUGGAAGCGCUCGUGUUGUUAUUAGUGCAGCAAAAGUGCAGUCUGUUAAGCAGGAUAAUUUGCGAAAUACAAAAACCCUUCCAUCGAAACAGCACAAACACACGGUUGGAUCGCAAUUUCGUGACAGUUUAAGGCAAUUAAUAACGACAUUGCAUUCAACAACGCCUCAUUAUGUCCGAUGUAUUAAGCCAAACGAUGAAAAGUCGGCAUUUAAAUGGGAAGCCCAAAAAAUUGUCCAACAAUUAAGAGCUUGCGGUGUACUUGAAACUGUUCGAAUUUCAGCAGCUGGAUUUCCAUCGCGUUGGGCAUAUGAUGACUUUUAUGAUCGAUAUCGUUUGCUAUGCAGACGUGCUGAAAUUGUUGAUUGGAAUACGAAAGCUACGUGCACGAAUAUUGUCAGGAAUUGGCUGAUUGAUGAGGAGAAAUAUCGUUUUGGACAUACGCAAAUCUUCUUCCGUGCUGGUCAAGUUGCAUAUUUAGAACAAUUGAGAGCUGAUUUGAGACGUAGAUAUAUUGUUGUUGUACAAUCAGCUAUUAGACGCUUUAUCUAUCGAAAUAAGUUCUUAAGACUUAGGAAAACAGCACUUGGAUUACAAACAUAUGCGCGAGGAUUACUAGCUAGAAGAAAGGCCAAUAAUUUACGGCAAAAUCGUGCUGCUAUUCAGUUACAACGUUAUAUGAAAGGCUGGUAUCAACGUACAAAAUAUGUCAAUGCGAGAAGAAGCAUUUUAGCAAUACAACGAUAUGGACGUGGAUAUAUGGCACGACAACGAUUCUCGACGACAAUGGAUAAUCACAAGGCAACUGAAAUACAGAGAUUCUGUCGUGGAUAUUUGGCGAGAAAAGAAUUCAAUGAGAAGAUAAGGAAGAUUGUUUUAGUCCAAUCAUGUAUUCGACGACAUCUAGCCAAGAAGCAAUUCAAGAAAUUAAAGGCAGAAGCUCGAUCUAUUUCACAUUUGCAAACAAAAUACAAAGGUCUUGAAAAUAAGAUUAUUGAAUUGCAGCAAAAGUACGAUUUGAUUAAUAAGGAAAAUGCAUCGCUUAAGCAGCAAAUUGUCGUCAUUCCUGAAUUGAGAAAUAAAGCAGAGCAGCUGAAGAUCCUCGAUAAUGAGCUAAAGACAGUGAAAUCAACAUUGAGCGACAAGGAAGACCGUCUUAUAUUUAUACAAAAAUCAUUAGAUCGUGAACGAGAUGAGAAAAUGUCCGUGCUUGAUGAAAAAGUGAAGGAUGAAGAAGCAUGGAUGAUAGAAAAGAAUCAGUGGCAAGUUGAAAAGCUUGAAUUAAAGCAUAAAAUUUCUGAAAUGCUUGAAAUUGCUGAAAAUGAUAAGAAUGCUAAAUUAAAAGAAGCGGAAGCUAAUGAAAUCAAUCAUGCUUAUCAUAAAGUUAUCAAGGAUAAGGAGUCGCUAGAAAAUGAAAAUCUAUUACUGAGACAAGAAGUGAAGCGUCUUCAAAUGAUUAUUUCAAGCCCAAAUGAAUUUGAUCAAAUACGCUCAUCGAUGUAUGGACACGAAGAAGAUUUUGGCUAUUCGUCUCACAAAAAUACACUGGAAAAGACCAGGAAAAAUGGAUCAGUGUUGAAUGCAUCGUCGCAGCUUUCUGAAGGUGAAUUUUACUCUUUGACAAGUUCUCAUAAUUCCAGUGUACAAAAUAGUAGCACACCAUCCAAAAAUCAUACUUUAGAGCGUAAAAUAAAGAGCUUCUUUGGUUUCUCAACUAGUCGCAUUUCUGAAGAUCAAGCAACAUCAACACCAAAUAAUAGCCCGACAAAUCAGAAUGACACAACCGUUUUGAUGCUUCGAUUGAGGAAGUUGCUGGAAGAUGAGAAAAGUAAGGGCGAUUCACUACGUAAUGAGCUUGAAUGGAUGAAGAGAAAAAGCAAUUCAAACGUCACAGAAGAUUCAAUAAAAAUAUCAGAAAUGGAAGUUGAGAAUGAGAAAUUGAGACAAGAUUAUCAAUUGCUUAGAAAUAGUAUAAAUCGUGGCGUUGAACAUCAGGAAUUAGAAUCACAAUAUCUAUCACUUGUUGAAGAGUUGAGACGACGACGCGAUGAAUGUAUUCAGUUACGGUCAAUUUUAUCACAACAAUCGCAAACAAUUCGUACAUUUGGAUCACAGCCCGACUCAAAAGACUCAAUGUCACUGAGAAAUUACGAUAACAAUGAAUUGAUGGAAGCAUUCCAAGCACAAAAACUGGCAAAUAAACAACUCGAGUCAGAAUUGACAGCAUUAACCGAAGAGCACAAUAUGAAGCUUACCGAAAUGAUGCGUGAAAUUGACACAAUGCGUAGCGAGAAAAUAAUGCUCGAAAGUAUAAUACAAGAUAAGGUUGAGAUGGAAAAUGGCUAUGAUCCAUCAACGAUGCGACAAAAAGAGAGUUAUUUACGUAUGGAGUUGGAAAAAUCAGCCUCAGCAUUUGUUGAUUCGCAAGAGCAUUUAAAUAAAAUCAAAAAACAAUUAAUUGAUUUACAAAAACGCAACAAAAUUCUCGCAAAUCGAUUAAAAGAAAAUGGCAUUAGUGAUUCUGUCUUAACGGGUGACUCAACAUAUGAGGCAGGUAUGGCGAGUGUCACAAAAAAGAAGGCUCAAAGUUAUCAAGGUAUUAUAAAGUAUCAACAUUCAGACGAAGUGAAACUAUUACAAAGAUUGGUGAAUGAUUUGACGCCACGUACAGCCAUCACAUUACAGCCAAGUCUUCCUGCACACAUACUAUUCAUGUGCAUAAGAUAUACGGAUUUAUUGAAUGCUGAUAAUCAAGUCAAGACACUGCUGACAAAUUUCAUAUUGAGCGUAAAGAAAAUCUAUAAAGUACCAAAUAAGAUUGAGACGAGAAUUUUGUGGGUUGUUAAUACAAUAUCGCUACAUAACUUACUGAAACAAUACGGUGGAAAUGAAGAGUACAUGGAAAGGAAUACAGAAUUACAGAAUCAACAGCAAUUGAAGAAUUUUGAUUUGUCUGAAUAUCGAGUUGUUAUUCAUGAAGCGAUUGUCUUUAUGUAUGACAUUCUUGUCAAGCAUUUGAGAGAUACAAUUAAGUCAUUGAUUGUUCCAGCUAUAUUGCAUCAUGAUGAGACGGCACGGGGAAAAAAUCGUCGAUCACAGGCAACAGAUUCGCCGGGUAAUGAUACCAAGAUUUCAACAGAACCGCAAUCAUUAAUAAAUCAACUGGAGUAUUUCUACAAGCAAUGUGUAUUCUUUGGCUUACAUCCGUGCUAUAUCGAGCAAAUAUUCCAAGAAUUGUUUUAUUAUAUCUGUGCAGUUGCAUUAAAUAAUCUUAUGUUGAGAAGGGAUUUGUGCACAUGGAAGACGGGAAUGAAAUUGAAAUUUAAUUUAUCCUGUCUUGAGACAUGGGUGAAAAAGCAAAAAAUGUCGGAAUCAGUCAUUAAACCCUCAUCAGCUCUAACGGAAGCAGCUCUCUUGAUGCAAUCUCGAAAAUCAGAUUCUGAUGUUGAUAGCAUAUGUGAAAUAUCGCCAUCGCUGACGAGUGCGCAAAUUCUGAAAUUGAUUAAAUCUUAUACGCCAGAUGACUGUGAAGAUUCAAUAUCGCCAAAACUCAUUGAGAAAUUAUCUGCUAAAUUGGCUGAGAUUAAAGGAGAUAUGUCUAUAAACGACACCUUUCUUAUGGAUGAGAAUCAUGUAAGCGCUGUUAAAGUAAUAUUCGUCUAUAACGAUGCCAAAUUGGAGGAUAUUGAUAUUCCGGACGAAUUGAAAAUCAAUGAGUUGGUUACCAAAAUUUAAAGUGGAAAUUCCUUAACAUUUAAGUAUAAUUAUUAUUUUCAUUUCAUCAAUGAAGUUACCAAAACUUUAUUUUUUUUUUGUGAAUUAAAUUAAAAAGUUGAAAAAGAUUAUACAAAAAAAAAACUAUUAAAAAAGUAAUGCAAAGCAUGAGAGAAUCGAGUGUGUUAUAUUAAACGACUUUAAAGCAUUAAACACCCAAAAUAAUUAACAGGUUUGGGUUGUGGAUGUUGAGAGAUAAACAGUUGCCUAAUAUUUAAGAUUUGAGACUGAAUGAAAUACUAUUUUUUGCAAGAAAAGUUUUGAGAGGAUUUAAAAAUGAUUUUGAAAUUUCAUACGUACUAUAUUCAUGAAAAAUAAAAUUAAUUAUAUUAAAAUUCCAGGGGAAAGUUGGUCGGUUUUGUAUUGAAAAAGUUUAGGUUUGAGCAUUCAAACUUUAGAGUUUGAUGAAUUUAAGUUAAAGCUAAUCUCAAGAUUGACUUUUGAUCUUUAUUCAAGCUAUAAACUUCGUCCAUAAAUUCAAAAUAAGCAUUACCUCGAGCAUCACUCAAACUACUUUUUUGACCAUUUCCAAGACUAAUUCUCCAUCAACUUACUUAAAAAAACUAUAAAUAAAUUAAUAUCUAUUAAACUGCUGCCUGAAAGAAUUGUUAUGAGAUAAACCAGUAAUUGGAAAAAGACAAGAUUCUAUUUUUAUUAAGAAUAUCAUUAGAGCAUAUAGCAAUAAAUUAAAUUUAUUAUCAAAUUGAUGUUAAAAAUGUUAAAUAAUCAAAAGUAUCGUUAACUUCCGCGCCUAGCAAUGGAAGGAAUUAAAAUUAUUUUUGGAUAGAUUUGUAAAAAGGGGUCUGGUUGUAAAUGAUGUUUAAUUUUUAUGGUGAAUUUAUGCUGUACGAGACUUAAUUAAGGAUGUUAUGAUUAGAAUUGAAAGAUCUAGUGCAUAUUCAUAGACAUCAUGGUAACAGCUUUGAGCUGAGUCUUUAUAGCUUACAACUUUCCCGUCUAAGAUCUUGAACAUGAUUAACGGAACCGACCCCAAAGAGGCUUUAAGAAAAGUAGAAUAAAAUUAAGGAUCAUUCACUUAUGACGUCUGUCAAAAAACAUAAUUCGUCCCACUGAAACAAAUCUGUCAUAGAUGAUGAUUCAUCCAACCCCACUCCCUUCGCUAAAUGACGUCAUAUGCAAACAACCCCUUGAGAAAAAUUGUUAAAAUCAAAUUAAAAUUGAUGUCUAGAUGGAAUUUAAAAAUUAAAUGACAAAAACCCACUUUUAAUCCGAAUCAGCUAUAAGCAGUUUAUUACCAGAAACAAAGUUUCAUCAUUGCGACAGCUGACAAGAUGUAUUAAAAUUAGUACAAUUA